Molecule: messenger RNA, 2434 nt
Organism: Dryobates pubescens (Downy woodpecker)
Lineage: Eukaryota; Metazoa; Chordata; Aves; Piciformes; Picidae
Gene: FOXD2
Product: forkhead box D2
Biological process (GO): anatomical structure morphogenesis; regulation of transcription by RNA polymerase II; cell differentiation
Molecular function (GO): RNA polymerase II cis-regulatory region sequence-specific DNA binding; DNA-binding transcription factor activity, RNA polymerase II-specific
Source: RefSeq, a predicted model, not a curated record
AGCCCCCGGGAGUGGAAGGGACCCUCCGCAGCUCCCAGAGGAGGGAGGCAGCCGUCCCAUCCUGCAGGAGCGGGCCCUGGAAACCUCCAGCACCGCGAGGUGCCUGGGGUGGGGGGGCUUUUUCCAGCGCCGAUCGCCCUUCCCACGGCAGCCGGCUCCCGGUGUAGCCGGGGGCAGCCGAGCGCCGAGGGAGCGGGCAACGCCUUUCCUCGACAGCAUCCCCAUUCGGGGAUGGGGGCUGCGCUCCCCGAGGACCCGGGCCGUGCCGGGCAGCCCCUUGCCGUGCCCCGUGAGGCUGCCGGCGGGCGGCGGUCGCCACGUGAUGCCGGGGCGGCCGUAUAAAGUCCUGGGGAGCGCUGGCAGCAGACACAUAGUGGAAGCGUUUCCACCGGGUCCCAGCUCGGGAGGGGUGGGGAGGGGGGAGCCGCCUUCCCAACUUCUGCCCUCCCCCCUCCCUCUUCCCCCGCCCCUCCCUCCCCCCAGACCAGCGACGGAGCCGACGCAGCCCCCGAUUUUAUUUUUUUCCCUUUCCUCUCCCUCUCUUUUCCUCUCUCUCUCCUUUUAUUAUCAUUAUUACUAUUAUUUAUUACCGCUGCUUCCAAGCUCCCUACCCAGCCUCCGGGCGCCUCAUCCCUCCGCCCCCGCCCCGCGCCCCCUCCGCCGCCCCUCCCUCCGCAGCCACCACCCCGCAGCCCCGCCGCGGCCCCGCCAGCAGCGGCGCGGCCGAACGGGGCGCGGAGCGGAGCGGCGGCGCCCGGGCGCGGAGUCCCAGCGGCGCCCGCAGCCCUCCAGCACGGCCCCGGGCCCAUCCCGGGAGCCGCCGCUAGGUGGGGGGGGGAGCCCGGCCCCGGCCGCCCCGGCCGCACAACAAUGACUUUGGGCAGCAGCGGCGGCGGCGGCUGCGUGAUCAUGUCCGAGCACUCUCCGGAGGAAGAGCCGCUAUCCGAGGUGGAGGACGCAGAUAUCGACGUGGUGGGCCCGACCCAGGAUGGGGGCAAGUACAGCGAGGACGAGGAGGAGGAGGAAGACGAAGAGGAGGAGGACGAAGAGGACGGAGGCGACCCGUUGGGGCUGGCCCUGCGGCGGAGCGGGGCCGCCAAAGCGCGCAUGGGGGGGUCCCCGGAGCGGCUCUCUCCCGCCGGCGGCUCGGAGCCGGCUUGCGCCCGCGGCGCCGCGCCCGGGGAGAAGGGGCCCGCGGGUGGCGGCGGCGGCGCGGGAGGGAAAAACCCGCUGGUGAAGCCGCCUUAUUCCUACAUCGCUCUCAUCACCAUGGCCAUCCUGCAGAGCCCCAAGAAGCGGCUGACGCUGAGCGAGAUCUGCGAGUUCAUCAGCGGGCGCUUCCCCUACUACCGGGAGAAGUUCCCCGCCUGGCAAAACAGCAUCCGCCACAACCUCUCCCUCAACGACUGCUUCGUCAAGAUCCCCCGGGAGCCCGGCAACCCGGGCAAGGGUAACUACUGGACGCUGGACCCCGAGUCCGCCGACAUGUUCGACAACGGGAGCUUCCUGCGCCGGAGGAAGCGCUUCAAGAGGCAGCAGCAGCUGCACCCGCCGCACCCCGAGCUGUUGCUGCGGGCCGGGGCCGCCGACCCCGCCGCCUUUCUGCCCGGCUUCGCCUACGGACCCUACGGCUACAACUACGGCCUGCAGCUCCAGGUACCCCCACCACCACCACCACCACCCCGCUGGAGGCGGCGGCGGCGCCACGGCGCCUUCCCCUUCCCGGCGCCGCACUGCCCGUUACCGGCUCCGCCGCCUCCCGCCGCCGCCUCCGUCUUCUCAGCCGCCUCGGGGCUGCCCUCCUUCCUGGGCGGUGAGCUGAACUGCAGGAAGUCCUUCUACCACCCCCAGCUGAGCCCUACCGCCUUGCCCGCCGCCCUACUCCAGACCCUGAAGCCGGACCCCACGCCCGCCGGCGGCGGUGGCGGCGGCGGCGGCAGCGGCGGCAGCACCAACCACCCCUCCCGGCCCUCUUUUUCCAUAGACAACAUCAUCGGGGGGGCUGUGCCCCCUCCGCCCAGUACCAACCCCAGCGCCGCGCCCGCCGCACCCUACCCCGCCGGUCAGGCGGGCCCCCCGGCGCAGGUCCUGGCAGUGCUGAGCCCCGCCUUGGCCCCCGCACAGCCCCAGGUCAGCCUGGCACACGAGCCGCUCCUGCAGCCGGCCCAGAACUUUUCCAGUAAAAUCACAUCCCUCAGCAGCUGUCAUUUUUAAAGUGCGCUGGGGAGGGGGGGGGAGAGAUUCGCGAAGCAAACGGCCCCUUCCCAACUCUCCCUCCUCCUCCGAAACUGCUCCCCUUCCCUCUCCCUGUUCUCCCCCCUCCAUCUCCUCCUGUUGUGUUUUAAGGUAGGAAAGAUUUCCUCUCUUUUUUUUUUCCCCCCUUUUUUUUUUUUUUAAGUUUUUACUUAAUUUCCAAGCUCUGUGGCAUCCAGAU